Molecule: messenger RNA, 1495 nt
Organism: Solanum dulcamara
Lineage: Eukaryota; Viridiplantae; Streptophyta; Magnoliopsida; Solanales; Solanaceae
Exons: 1
Coding region: 68-619 (183 amino acids)
Source: RefSeq, a predicted model, not a curated record
CACACGCACUAACAAAAAAGGUUAGUUCCUGGUCCACAUAAUUAUACCAAAAUAUAAGUGGAGGAGCAUGGAACCAAAAAAAAAUAAUCAAGAGAAAAAAGAAAAGAGAAUGGGGAACAACAUAGGAGGAAUUAAGAAGAAGACAAAGGUGAUGAAGAUGAACGGCGAAAUCUUGAAACUGAACACACCAAUAACAACCUCAGACGUAGUUAAAGAUUACCCAGGUCAUGUUUUAUUGGAAUAUGAACAAGUGAAGAAAUUUGGUAUUAGAGCUAAGCCAUUAGAGCCAGAACAACAGCUGAAGCCGAGCAAAAUAUAUUUUCUUGUAGAAUUGCCUAUGUUUCCUAAAGAGGAAAUUACUACUAGUAAGGUUACAAGAAGGGUGAAAUCUGCUGUUCAUAUGAGCGCACAGGACCGGCUGGAAUGCCUUAUGCUGAGCCGAAGAUCGGCUUCGGAUUUAUCGAUUUCGAAGCCGAGUAGUAAUGGAGCUGUAGUUCAGAUGAAGAUGAAGCUGCCGAGAAGUGUAGUACAAAAGUUGAUUGAAGAAAGCAGAGAUGAAACAGAGGUGGCUGAGAAAAUUAUGGAUCUUUGUAUGCCCAAUUCCAGUUAUGACUGUUAGUUUUUUUUUUUUUUUUUUGCUUAAUUGGUUUGCUCUAGGGUCAAAUUUAGUUUCAAGAAUUGCAUAUAGUUUUACAGGAACUUCUGCUUGUUUUUUUUUUCUUUUAAAAAACACAACUGUUUAUUUGCUGGUAAUGUUGUUAUAAGUAUUGAUCUUCUUUGUUCACUUUUUGUCUUUUGUGUUUUAACUUUUUUUUCCCUCUGUUACAAGAGGAUUAAGUGUGUAGGAAAAAUAAGAUGGAUAAUUUGGUGGUUUAGCUGAGGAUUGAGAUCAUUUCAGACCAUUCGUCAAGGAUGACAGCUAUAUUCUUGUAGCCCUUAUCCGUGCCACUUCUCUUUUGUUUUUUUCUCUGUGUCCAAAUUUAUCUGGCACCAGCGUCACUACGUGGAUUUUCUUUUUCAGUUUUGCCGUAACUUUGAGCGAAGAGUUUAUUAAAAAAUAAUAUUUUUAUUUUUUAAAGAGUAUUAAAAUUUAUUGUCUGCUUACACUUUAUCAUUUUCAGAUCUUACCUACCUGGGAAUUACUCUCGAUUUUACCACUUUCAGAUCUCACCUGGGAAUUACUCUCGAUUUGUUGUUGGUGUUGUUGCCAUUACCACAACUUGUUGGAAUCUACUGAGUACUGAAUGCAUAAAAACAAACUAAAUUUGGUAUUACAAGGUGUUAGUCUUUUGAGCAUUUUAAUAUUUGUUUAUUAUUAAAUUGUCUCAUAAUGUCCUAGGCUUAAUUUGGCAUUCUGCCUUAACUAUGCUAUGCUGCAGAACGUUGGGAGUAAUAGCAAUUCCUCUGCUGCCCGUUAGUGGACAUUUAUUUGCUGCUUUACUCCAGCUUUACUCCAUUUGGAGUAAUUAGUGCUUAUGUUCUGUUAUUACAAAUC